Molecule: messenger RNA, 793 nt
Organism: Strongylus vulgaris
Lineage: Eukaryota; Metazoa; Nematoda; Chromadorea; Rhabditida; Strongylidae
Source: the annotation of a GenBank genome assembly
AUAGUAUCUAUCUAACUUAUACUAGCUUUUCCAGUUUUAUUGCACUCUCGGGAAAUUUCUCUGCUGCAGUGAAGUUGAACCCGAGCGAGUGCUUUCAGUGCUGCAUAACAUACUCGAUAAACCAGUAACUCACGCAAAUAUAAAUCUCUUGAUCGAACUUUGCUGCCAAUUGGUUAGUCGCUUACCUUUCGUUGUGGAAAAGCUUCACAGUUGGGCGAAGGAUUUAAUGGCAAAAGAGAGUUGUCUCCUAAGCCCACCUAUGGCUUAUCUUCUCUUGGCCCCUUCUAUACAUUUACCAAAGGAAAUGGACACGUUAGCGAAAGGAACGGACUACGAUCGUUAUGUUAUAGCUCGGGUAGCAUUUCGAAAUGGCCACUGGAAAGCCGUAGCUCUACCAAAUCUCCAGGCAAUAAAUGUGAACGUAGGAAGCGUACAGUGCGAAAUUGCUUUCAGUCGUGAACUAUAUGAACUGGUUGGUGACCCAAAUGCUUUACAAGAAUUGGCAGCCAGCCAGUUAAACGAAUUUUCAGUUCCUGCUUUGUAUGAACAGAACCAACGCCUAUUCAAAGCGCAUGCUCUUCUGAAGCCGAUGGCCCAAAGCUCCCAGCACGAGACCGCGUUUGCGUUCCCUAGCGAAUGGGUGGCCUGCUUACUAUACUCAUCUGAUGCGGCUAUACAGAUCGCUAGCUGCAUUAGCCCUACGCUAAGCUGGUGCAAACAUCCUCUAACAGAGGCAGUAGUCUUCCGAGUGAAAAGAGCGGUGAGUAACCACUUGGCGAGAAUUGGUCCCUGA